AUGGAUCGUAAUCAUUGGAUGUACAAAACUGGGAGAUUUAACCCUGCAUAUUUGAGAGGCGUGCAAAGUUUUAUUAAGAUUGCUGAAGAUGAUCGUGUACUAAAAGGAAAUGAAUCAAUUCCGUGUCCUUGUAUGGAAUGCAAAAAUUUUACCGAAUUUAAAGAAAUAAAGGACAUCAGACAUCAUUUGAUUACAAAUGGUUUUAUGUAUAAUUAUACUUGUUGGUCAAAACAUGGGGAAUCACUUGCCAAUCGUAGCACAACAUCGACUAGUUCUGUUGGUUAUAAUGAUGAGAACAAUGAUUCAUACAUUAGUGAUGAUAAUGACAAUUUAAAUGACAGUGAUGACAAUUUAAACGAUAACAAUGAUAAUUUAAAAGACAUGUUCGAUGAUUUGGAAACUAAUAUUGGUGACAAUGAUCAAGAAAAACUACAACAGAUAUUUGCCGAUUCGGAAAAACCAUUAUAUACAGGUUGUGAAAACUAUUCUAAACUCAGUGCAGUGUUGAAAUUGUUCAACUUAAAGUCGAAGUACGGAUGGAGCGAUAAGAGUUUUACAAGUCUAUUAGUGGUUUUGAAUGACAUGCUUCCCAAAGACAACGAGUUACCCAUAUCCUUAUACCAAGCUAAAAAAAUGAUGUGUCCAAUGGGAUUAAAAGUUAAAAGAAUACAUGCAUGUCCGAAUGACUGUAUCCUAUAUAGAAAUGAGUUCGAAAACAGUCAUGAAUGUCCUACAUGUGGUGCAUCGAGGUACAAGCGAAAAAAAGAAGUUGCUGAAUAUGAUGACGAUGUGACGAAAAAUGGACCACCCGCUAAAUUGUUGUGGUAUUUUCCCAUUAUACCGAGACUUAAACGUUUAUUUGCUAAUGCUAAAGAAUCAAAAUUAUUGCGUUGGCAUUUUGAAGAUCGUAAAAAAGAUGGAAAGUUAAGACAUGUGGCGGAUUCACCUCAGUGGAGAAAUAUUGAUUAUAAAUUUCCAGAUUUUGGUACCGAGAUUAGAAAUAUACGGUUUGGUCUUAGUUCGGACGGUAUCAAUCCUUUUGCAAAUAUGAGUAGUCGUCAUAGUACUUGGCCGGUUCUUAUGUGCAUCUACAAUCUUCCACCAUGGUUAUGUAUGAAACGAAAAUACAUAAUGAUGUCGUUGUUAAUUCAAGGUCCAUACCAACCCGGUAAUGACAUUGAUGUUUAUUUAUCUCCUUUGAUUGAUGACAUGAAAACACUAUGGAGUACAGGCGUAAACAUGUAUGAUGCUUAUAAAAAAGAGAACUUUACUUUGAGAGCCAUGAUUUUUUGCACCAUAAGUGAUUUUCCAGCAUAUGGAAAUUUGUCAGGAUAUAGUACGAAAGGUAAAAAAGCUUGUCCAGUAUGUGAAGACGAAACAAGUUCGAUAUGGUUAAAUAAUUGCAGAAAAACCGUGUAUAUGGGACAUCGACGAUUUCUUCCCACUAACCACCGUUAUCGAAGAAAAACCAAAGAGUUUGAUGGAAAUACUGAGCUCCGAACGGUUCGGAAAGGGGGUUUUGAUGCAUAUUCGCGAGUUGAAGGUAUAAACACCGUGUUGGGAAAAAGAACUCGUACUGAGAAAGGAACUCGUACCAAGAAAGGAACUCGUACCAAGAAAGGAACUCGUACCAAGAAAGGAACUCGUACCAAGAAAGGAACUCGUACUGAGAAAGGAACUCAUAUCGAAAAUAGAGAUAAUUGGAAAAAAAGGUCAAUUUUUUGGGAUUUACCUUACUGGAAAUGUUUGGAAGUUCGACAUUGCCUAGAUGUUAUGCAUAUUGAAAAGAAUGUGUGUGAUAGUUUGUUGGGCUUAUUGCUAAAUAUUUCCGGAAAAACUAAAGAUGGUGUUAAUGCUCGUAAAGACAUGGAAGAGAUGGGAAUACGUAAAGAGCUUGCCCCUGUUGAGAGUGUGAAUGGUACUUAUCUCCCACCUGCAUUUUAUACUAUGUCAAAGGCAGAAAAAACAAAGUUUUGUAAAUGUUUACAUGAUAUUAAAGUCCCAUCUAGCUAUUCUGCAAAUAUUAAAAGUUUGGUGUCGAUGAAAGAGUGUAAAUUGCUUGGUAUGAAGUCUCAUGAUUGUCAUGUUUUAAUGACACAUAUGAUUCCUAUUGCAAUUCGUGGAUUAUUACCGGAGAACAUUCGACAUACAAUCACAAAACUUUGUUUGUUUUUUAACAUGAUUCACACAAAGGUUAUUGAUCCCGAAGUCUUGGACGAAUGGCAAAAGGAAAUUAUCAUUACCCUUUGUGAACUAGAGAUGCAUUUUCCACCGUCCUUUUUUGAUAUAAUGGUACACCUGAUAUCUCAUAUCGUACAAGAGAUUAAGGCUUGUGGUCCUGUAUUCCUACGUUACAUGUACCCUUUUGAAAGAUACAUGGGUUUCUUAAAAGGUUAUGUAAGAAACCGUAACCAUCCCGAGGGCAGUAUUGUUGAAGGAUAUAUUUGCGAAGAGGCGACCGAGUUCUGCACAGGUUAUUUGGAAGGUGUCGAAAGUAUUGGUGUUCCUAAAAGUCGUCAUUCAGGUCGACUUGCAGGUUUGGGAGUAGUUGGUAUGAAAAUAAUAGAUCCAGGCUAUGAGGAUCUACAACUUGCACAUUUUGUUGUUCUACAACAUAUGACAUGCAUUGCUUCAUAUAUUGAAGAACACAUGGAAAUAUUACGAUCGACGCAUUUGCAAAAGACAGAAAAAUGGUACAAAACUAAACAUAACGAACAGUUUUCUGAAUGGAUGAAGAACAAGGUGGCGAAAACUUACGAUCAACCAAAUGUUGAUAAAACUGUGCAAAAGUUGGGGCAGGGGCCAGAUUUUAGAGUAAAAUCAUACCAAGGGUAUGAUAUUAACGGUUAUACAUUUUACACUAAAAAUCAAGAUAAAAAAAGUGCAACGCAAAAUAGCGGAGUCACGUUAAUAGCCUCAGCUACAGAAUUUGACAGAGUUAAUCACGCCAAAAGAAUCGCCACAAACUCAUAUUAUGGUGUCAUAGAAGAAAUUUGGGAGUUAAAUUACGAUGAUAUCAUUAUACCUUUGUUAAAAUGUAAGUGGGUCGAUAAUCGUACAGGUGUUAAAGUUGAUGAAUAUGGUUUUACACUUGUCGAUCUUACCACUGAUGGGUAUAAAUCCGAACCAUUCAUUCUUGCAAGUCAAGCCACACAAGUGUUUUUUGUGAAUGACCCAAGCAAACCAAAAUACCAUAUAGUAUUGCAAAGUAAACGUCGUAUUCUUGGUGUUGAUCAUGUUGUUGAUGAGGAAGAGUACAACCAAUUUGAUGAGCUACCGCCAUUUUCAGUCGGUGUUCAAUCGAUAAACGAAUCUGCAACUGAUGGCGUCACAUACGUACGAUCCGACCACAACGAAAGGAUAUAUGUUGAAUAA
Molecule: messenger RNA, 3375 nt
Organism: Helianthus annuus (common sunflower)
Lineage: Eukaryota; Viridiplantae; Streptophyta; Magnoliopsida; Asterales; Asteraceae
Exons: 2
Coding region: 1-3375 (1124 amino acids)
Source: RefSeq, a predicted model, not a curated record